Messenger RNA from Phialemonium atrogriseum, 3397 nucleotides. RefSeq lists its product as uncharacterized. Gene Ontology annotation, biological process: regulation of DNA-templated transcription; DNA-templated transcription. Gene Ontology annotation, molecular function: zinc ion binding; DNA binding; DNA-binding transcription factor activity, RNA polymerase II-specific. NCBI's taxonomy places the organism in Eukaryota, Fungi, Ascomycota, Sordariomycetes, Cephalothecales, Cephalothecaceae. The record is from RefSeq and is a predicted model, not a curated record. Bases 199 to 3303 code for a protein of 1034 amino acids. The transcript is spliced from 5 exons.
GGACAGUGGCCAAAUACGUCUGCCCUGUCCUGCCCAUCCCCCGCAUUUUAUCUUUCUCCAACUUCUCGUCUUCAGACCCCUCAUCCCCAUAUCUUAUUUUCUCUCAUCCCUUCUCAUUCCCAUCCUUCCUUCCACCCGCCUUUCCCCCUGCUGUGACCCAGGCCGUCGUGGAAGUCCAAGUAUUGCAGCACAGGCACAAUGGCUUCAAGUACUGCCGUUACGGAGACAACGGACCCCAAGCCCAAAGCCGCCAACAAGGUCCGCAAGAGAGCGCCAAAGGCCUGCUUGUCCUGCCGGGCGAGGAAGGUUCGGUGCGAUGUCUCACAGCGGGGUCGACCUUGUAUGAACUGCUACCUCGAUAGCGAGACAUGCGUGGUAACAGGACGGGCCUCGAGAUUCCGCAGGACACAACGCGAUAACCCUGAAAACGUCCAGGCAGCAUUCCCUCCGUAUGCCCCGGACAACAUCCACCACGCUCCUACGGCAGAGGAGAUUGUCAAAUCGAGGGCUACUGGCAAACCUGUGCCUGACAAAGACAAUGCUUCUCACACGCCUGAGAAUGUCGGCCAUCGAGCCGAGCCUCUGGCCACCCCAGGACCCAGUGUAGAAAGGCCAGUGACGGCCCAGAGUCAACCACAGUCACAGUAUAACAGCCAAUUGCUCAACGGACAGCCCCGGCCUCAUCCGAUCGCACGCCCGAAUCCAUAUAUAGCUGCGUCAUUGCCUUCGCCGUCAUCACAGCAGCCCCUUCAGCUGAACUCCGAUAUCGUCUACUCAUAUUACCCCUUCCUCAGUGUCAGCAACCUCCCCAACAUGUUCCCACAAGACGUCAACUAUCUUGAGCUACAAGGCUGCUUUAGAGUACCUACUAAAGCAAUAUUGGACGAAUUUGUCCAGCAAUACUUCUUGCAUGUCCACCCACUCCUCCCACUGUUCAACGAAGGAGAUUUCUGGGAUAUCUAUUGCCAGGAAGGCCCUGUCGCGGCCUCCGGCCAGCGAAUCUCACUACUUGCGUUCCAAUCUCUAAUCUUCGCGUCAUGCAAUUUUGUAUCACGCAACAGCAUCAAGGCAUUAGGGUUUACAAGCAUCCGUACUGCGAGAGCGGCCUUGUAUAGGCGAGCUAAGCUGCUCUACGAUUUAGAGAGCGAGUCCUCUCCUAUCUGCAUCGCACAAGCGGGCCUUCUCCUCUCCUUCUGGUCGCCCUUGUCCGGCUCAGGAGCCCGGAAACCCAAUUCGACGUGGCUCAGCAUCGCCAUCCACCACGCCAGAGCCGCCGAGGCACACCGUUACUCAUCAUUCACAUCGUCGGCACCGUCCGGGCCGAACGCUGUCCCUGUUACCCAGCUGAAGAGGCAAAACACCCUCAAGCGCAUAUGGUGGUGCUGCGUCAUCCGAGACCGCGUCCUUCCGCUAUGCAUGCGCCGGGGCAUCCAGAUCACCCGGGCCCACUUCGACUUUGACGGAAACAGCCCCCUUGGCGCCGCAGACAUGGCCGACGAGGUCGACCGCUCCAAGGUCUACAAUUCCGGCACAAAGCGCGCCCUCAUCGAGAUUAUGGCUCAGGUGAUCGACCUGUGCGUUUUACUGACCGACAUGCUUGUGCUCGUCUAUCCCUUGGAUGACACCCCUGGCUGGGGGAAGAUGAUGGGGCCGAACGAGAUGGAGAGAGUGAGAGAAGCGAAGUUUGCCCUGCGGAGAUGGUAUAAGGGGGCAACCCUGAAAUUUCCAAUGUUUGGCGGAGGCAGUGGCGCAAGAAGGAGUAGCAAUAUGGGUUCUGACUCCGGCGUUGUGGGAGGCGGGAGGGAGUUCUAUCAUGAUUCGGUUAUCCUUUACACCAAUUUGAUGUACAUGUAUUACCACUCCUGCCGAGUUGCCCUCUGUCACCACGAGGUCCUCCAUCUCGCGAUUGCAUCCACGCAACCAAACGAUGGAAUCACCAGAGACGUCUCCACCAUCUACGAGAACCGCCACGAACUUCAAGAUGCUGCUUCUGGCGUUACCGAGUGCCUCAAGGAGCUGAUUCAGCUUCGCCUGGCCCGCUGGCUACCCAUCAGCGCAGUUGCAUGUACGGCACUGCCCCUGGUCCUCCACAUCCUAGAUGUGAAGCUGUCGUCUCCAAGACCAGGCAGCAAUGACGCUAGUGGCGACGCAUACAGCCAAUCUUCGCUCAAACAGCACCGCCUCAAUAUCCUCAUCGAGGCGAUGAAGACGUACCAGCCACAGUACGACGGGGUCGAUUGGAUCAGCGAGACGACCAGGCACAUCAUCAACCUGGCACAGCUAGACGCCCCUCCCGAGACAGCCGCAGCCGGGUCUGGCGACGCCAAUGCCGACGGCAGUGGCAACGGCACCAGCAACGGCAACGGCAACGGCACGGUCUGCGACUGGACCGACAUCCUAACAAGCCACCCCAGCCUGUACCUCCGCUUGGCGCUGACGAUGGACCUGUCCCUGAGCAAAGACCGCAUACCGGAGGAGGGCGACUUCCCCGCAAGCCUGCGCGGGCUGUUCACGGGCGGCUUCCACCCGCUCCAGCUCAUCUUCGGGGCCAAGGAACGCGAGGCGCAGAAGCAGAGGCAGAUGCUGAGGCCGAUCCCGGGCUCGCUGUCGUCCAUGUCGGCGGCAGGCGGCCCGUCGAACGGCUACAGGACGCCCGGGCCGGGGGCUGCGAGAGGCGGAGGCGUCGCCCCGCCGCGCAUGAUGAAGGAGUUCCUGGCCGGCGACCAGAUGCUGAGCUUUGGCAUGCAGAUGGGCAUCGACAUGGAGCUGGACGACACGGCCAUGGCGGGCAUGUGCAGGACCGAGGGGCUCCCGGACUCGGACCUGGACUCGGAAUCGGACUCGCAGUCACAGUCGCACUCGGACGACGACGACGACGGCCAGUCUGGGCGAUCGGCCGCCGCGACCAGUGAUGAUGGUGGCGGGUGCGCCGCCGCCUCUCCGGGCGGCCUGGCCCACGGCGCCGAGGACGGCCACCAUCAGCACCAGCACCAGCACCAGCACCAGCAGCCGGCCUUCCAGCCCUUCACGGCCGAGGAGAUGGACGGGCUGGAGGCGCACGUGCUCGACGUCUUCAUGCUGCACAACGAGUCGCCCGCCAGCUACGACGGCAGCGGUGGCAGCCACCACCUCAAGGGCGCGACGGCGGAGCUGUUCGGCGACGCCCUCGGGCAGGACACGGCGGGGGAGUGGAUGGAGCAGGCGUGGGCCGACGAGGGGAGGAGGAGGGAGGGGGCCGCGGACGACGGGGAGACGGCUAGGGCGCUGUUGGACGCCAUGAAGGGCGGGGAAAUUCUGGCGUGAGGUGAGGGGGGGUGCACAUUGUAGGAACUGAGGGGUAGUGGUACGCGUGUACCGCUCGGGGAUGUCUCACCUUUUUGGGAGGGCUGUGGCUUGU